GAAGGGAAAGCAAGAUGGCGGGGAGCGGGAUGGGCGGGGCGUCGGCGUGACGUGACGUGAGGCGCCGUCGCUCGGCGUUCACACAAGCCUAGGUUUACCUCAGCGGCACCAUGAGCAAAAAGAACCAGGUUUCGUACGUGCGGCCGGCCGAGCCCGCCUUCCUGAGCCGCUUCAAGGCGCGAGUCGGCUACCGGGAGGGGCCCACGGUGGACACCAAGGUAACGGCGACGAGCGCCCGCCCCGGGGCCCUUCGCUGGCCAGGCGGGGAAAGGCGGCGAGAGGGUCGCCCUGGUGUCCGGGCUCCCGCGCUUCAUAGAAGCGGAAGGGCCCACCGAGGUCGUCUGUAGUCAGCGCAGGGAUCUUUUGCCCAGAGUGGGAUUCGAACCCACGACCUUGAGCGUAAGGGUCUCGUGCGCUACCCGGUUUCGAAUUAGGGUUGCCGCCUCUGUUCUGGCAAAAGGCGGGGCGGUUGGGGGGGUCGAUUUCCCCCCCCAGAUCUGGUGCUGAAGUGAGUUCAAAGCUUUGCCUAACAUCAUAGUCCCUCUGGAAAUGCCACAAUUUGGACAGACCCAAAGCUUGAGUACAUGGCCUUUUGCACACCGUUUCAAACACAUUUGGAGAGGGGUCCCUAACUUGGAUCCUUGGUUAGGGAUCCUCUCCCUAACAAGUUAGGGAUUCCCACCUUGGCAAAGAUAGAGAGAAGAUUUGAAAUAACAGGACAAAACUGUAUCAAUACAGGAUGUAGUGUUUAUUUAUUUAUUUAUUAAUUAUUAAUAAAUAUUUUUAUUUGAAUAAAAAUCUCCCCUUGAAUCACUUUCUUUCCCUGGAGUAUCUUUCUCCCCCUGCAUCCUGUUCUCUUCUCUUAGGGAACAUCCUAACUAAUGAGAUCCCAAAUCUUUCACUCCCAAGUGCAGUUUUAUUCUUUAGCCAGGGUGGAUCCAUCAGAUUGUGCAAGAAAGAGAUGGGGAUAGGAAAAUAAUACCUGCUUUCUUGAGAAAGGAAGGAUCUGGCACAAUGACUGGUGUGCUAUUUUUGCAGAAACAAACAGCAGAGGGAGUGCAAGCUAAACUGAAUUAAUCUUACUCCUCGCACUUUGCAGCAUAAAUGGCCACUUUGACCAACGAUCCCAAACUAGCAUGCAUGGAAUGGCAUUGCUGGCUUUUGAUCUGGUGUCAAACCCUUAACCUGUGCUUCAUUUGAUAACAGAAGUUAUAGGUAGAUCCCGUUUUUUGCACCUGGCUAACACUCAAGGAUUACUGGAAUGUAUGUGCUUUGUAGCCUCAAAGUAUAUAUUGAGGACAGACAAUAUGUUAAGGUGUUUAACAAUAAAGAGCAGUUUUGAAAACUGAAGUGUGGUACCAAUAUUUUUAUUGUAAACACCAAAUUAAACAUGUAUUAACAAUUUCUGCUAAAAAUGUGAUAUUAGCAAGUGUCACUUAUGUGAAUUGCAUCUUAAUUCAUGCUUAUCAAAAUAAUAAAUAAAAUAAUAAAUAAUAAAAAGUGUUGCCGACACCCCCCAUGGCGACUAGACAUUCUGUUUUGGCGCCCACAACCCAGACCCCCAAAGCCAUUUGGCACCUACCUUUUCUGUCCCAGUUUUUAACACUGCAUCUCAUCCUCAUCCAUCAUCCACAGUAGCCAACCAGAUGCCUGUGGGAACCCCCAAAGCAUGACUUGAGCACAACAUCCCUCUCCCCACUUGAGAUUCCCAGCAACUGGCAUUCAGAAGCAUCACCGCUUCAAACAAUUGGUCCUAAACCCAGAGAAGUGCCUAUGUCAGAUUUGCAUGCAUAGCCAGGCUCUUUGUCUCUCUUGACAUAGCAGCCCUUGGGCUUUGCGCCACCAGCUGUUUGCGAAAGAAGUGGGUGAAGACUGAGCUUUGAAAGUGGUUCGUGUGAGUGAGACACAGUCCCAAAACAGAUAUGAAAAGCCCCGCUGCUCGUGCCCAGCCCUCGAGUGCAUGCAAAUAAGCUUGUAUUGAAUCUCUGUAGGCCUCUCUUGCUCUGUAUGAGGGUGACACACAAAUUCACACAAGCAAUCCAUAUUUUUCAUAUUUAGGCUGUUGAAGAAGGCUUCUGCUGAAGUCAUUCUAGAAAUUAAUAAUUGUACGAUUGUAGAAGUCUGGAUGAGCCCUGAGAAUGCCAGAGAUCUUGAUGGAUCAGCUGCAAAUCCAGAAAUAUACAGACAUUCUUGUGCACAUGCCGUAAUUUUUUAUGUGUGCUUCUGUGUUACAUCUGUGUUUCAAUAUGAAAAUUGUUCUUUACAAAUAAUAAUAAAAAAAGGUUUGCAAAAGUUUUUUUUUAAAAUUGUAUGAUUGUAGAAGUCUACCAUGCUGGUUUGGUUGUGAAGCAGUUGAUAAAUAAAUUAAAGCCAAAUAAAUAAAUAUUGCAGCCGCUCCAGACUUGUGCAUGUUUAUUAAACACGUGACUGCCCCUUUGGCUAUAAAGCAGGGGUAGGAGUUAACUUUUUACCCUUAAAAGGAGCAUGUUGAUGGAGGGGGGGAGUGAAACUUGCCCACCCCCCACUCAGCCUUACCCUGCCAUGCUCCUCUGCUUUACGUAGUUUUUUCCUUGCCAGUAGUGGAGCCAGGCAGGGAGGGGCAGCUUUAAGCAGCAGAGAACAGGGAAGUAAAGAUUGGGUGGGUAGGUUUGCCUCCCCUCUCCUGUGGGCUUUUUAAAGUAUAGAUACAUACCCCCCCCACACACACACUGUGUGGACAGAGCAUGGAUCACUCACUUGGUUAGAGCGUGGUGCUGAUAAUUCCAAGGUUGCAGGUUCGAUCCCCAUAAGGGAAAGCUGCAUAUUCCUGCCUUGCCAGGGGUUGGUCUGAUCAUUAGGGUCUCUUCCAAUUUCAUGAUUCUAUGUCUAUGUGAAUUUGCAUACAAUUAUUCUCUCUGUCCAAAAGCAAAGUCCAAAAGACUCAAGCCAUGCAGCAGUCUUGCUGAUGUUAUUCAGGUCUGGGUCUAGUCGCAGAGCAGACCUUCAGGGAACCCUAUACACGCUGCCUCGGCAGGGCAAAAACCUAACAAAUAGUAUUUUGCACGUGGAACUUGCAGCAAGACGUUGGAGUAUGGAAUGCUCCUGUUCAGGGUUCCAGCCUGCCUUCCAGCCAUGCCCUUUUGCAAGACAGACCUUUUCUGCAGUGGCUCCCCAUUUGUGGAAUGCUCUCCUCAGGGAGGUUCGGCUAGCCCCUUCAUUAUACCAGGCAAAAACAUUCCUCUUCAACCAGGCCUGUGACUUAUUGACAUUUGAUGCCCUUUUGAAUGUGUUGCGUGAGAGUUUUGUUCUUAUUUUUAAUUAUGUAUUUUGUGUUUUUUAUAAUGUAAUUUUAUGUUGCGAACUGCCUUGAAAUCUACAAGUGACGGGUCGUAUAAAAGACAGAUGAUAGAUAGAUAGAUCGCUAGAUAGAUCGCUAGAUAGAUAGAUGAUGAUGAAGGGCCGUGUACAAGAUAGAGAGAUAGAUAGAUAGAUAGAUAGAUAGAUAGAUAGAUAGAUAGCAAGUUUAGUUUGGACAAACCAGGCGAGAUCCUUUCUUAAUGAACAAAUUGUCAAAGGGAGAAAAGGCAGCAGAGUAUGAUAAAGAGGAGGAAAAGUAAUAUUUCCAUUUGUCCUUAGUUUCGCUUCUCUGACAGUUUCAUGCAGUGUGAUGGAAACCAAUUUGUAGCUCUGCAUUUGAUGUCUCGUAGGUUUGAUUGUUUUCCUAUUCUGCCUGCGCUGGUGAGUGUUCUGGGGCUGCAGAAAUGAGAAGCAGUACAAACCUUCAAGCUGGGUUGCAUUGCGUAGAUAAAAAGCUGUCACAUUUUGUAUUUUAGAUGCAAGCUGACUGACUAGUUGCACUUCACAGAAAUCUGAAAGCAUUUGAGUUGCUUUCGGUAUAAGCUGUCUUUGAAAAUCACAGAUUCGCAAAUCUAGACUGGAUUCCAGAAAGAUUGGGUGGAUUCCCAUUGGGCUCCCGGAAGGGCAUAUAUACACUCAUGGGGUCUGAGCUGGCGCUGACAGGAAUAUGAGACCUUGGGGUUGUAGUGGAUAGCUCCAUGAAAAUGUCAACUCCGUGUGUGGCAGCUGUGAAAAAGGCAUGUUAUGAAUUGCUAAGAAAGAAAUGGAAAAGAAAGCUGUUGAUAUCCUAAGUUGAUAAACUUGUGGUGUGACCGCAUUUCAGAUACACCGGGUACAGUUCUGGUCGCCUCACUUCAAAAAAGAUAUUGUAGAGCUGGAAAAGAUUCAGAAAAGGGCGCCAAAAUGAUCAAGAGAAUGGAGCAACUCCCCUAUGAGUAAAGGUUGCAGCAUUUUGGGUGAUUAAGAGGUGAACGUGGUAGAAUUUUAUAAAAUUAUGCAUGGCAAGGAGAAAGUGGAUAGAAAAAGCUUUUCUCCCUCUCUCAUAACAGGAGAACCUUGUGGUUGUAGGGGUAGAGGGUAAAAAUCAGCAAAAAUCACCUGUCCUGUUCUGUUAGUGGAGCCGUCUAGAUCCAAAGGUCUUGUGCGAGUGCAAGGGCACCAGUUGGAUUCUACCUGUUCAUUCUAGCUGAUAACUGGAAGCAAGUUUUGUGUAAGAUUUUUGGAAUCUGUAGCUGUAAACCAGCUCAAGAACAUUACAUCUUUUGCCUACUACUUUGCAGUUAAUGCUGCAAUCCUAAGCAUACUUACCUGGGAAAAAUGCAUUGAUUCCUGUAAGAUUUUCCAGUGAAAAUGGCUAGGAUUAGGCACAAGAGUGACAUGGUGUGUUCAGAAGUCCUUUAAACAGCAAUCCUCAAUACCCGCUCAAUUGGAAUUACUCCUGUUUAGGAUUGGGCCUUUAUGUUUUAUCUCAGCAAAACCUAGAACGGCAGGUCACUAUUUAUCCCAAUCGACAACUGAAAAAUGAACUGAGGCAGUGAAGGUGUAGUUUGUCCACAGGCUAACUUCACAAGAGAGGUAGGACCCGAAUGCCGCUUCAUGUUUAACCAACACCAGACUGCACUGACUGUUACUGUCUGAAAGUUUCCUUUUCUUUUUAUUAGAAAAGUAUUGGUUUCUUACUUACUGGACGUAGUACAUAAUUAAAUGCAUGGUUUGCCUCAAAGGGGCAUUCUUACAAUAAAACUUAAUGAUGUGUGGGAUUCAGGUGAUGUAGUUGUUAUUAGAAUUAUUUUACUGUAUAAAAGAAGACCCUUCAGAAAGAACAAGACUCAGGAACCUUUGACCCUCCAAGUGUUGCAGAACUACAAGUCCGUUCAACCCUGAUCAUUGGCUAUGAUGGCUGGGGGUGAUGGGAGUUGCAGUCCAACAAUGUCUGUAGGACCAGAGGUUCUCCAGUCCCGACAUAGAAGAUAACAGAGAGAAGCUGUUCCAGCCAGCCUUCUUCCUGACAUUUUAUAAUUUCAUGUUCUGCCAAUUCCGAUUAUUGUUUUGUCUUUUCCUUAACCCAAAAGAACUGGUCAGAUGGUAGUAGAUGACUGCAAAUCUUCCUUUUCUUACCUUAAAAUUAUUUUGGGAAUUACCAUCUGAGUAGCUUAGCUUUCCUCCUUUCUUCCAGAGAGAACAGCUCCCAGCUGAUGACGAUGAGGAUGGAAGCGACAAAGAGGAUGAACAGCCACAGGUGAUUGUUUUGAAAAAAGGGGACCUGAGUGCCGAAGAAGUGAUGAAGAUUAAAAAGGAGGUUAAAGAGACUCCCAAAGCCACAGGUACGUUUUGUAAAUACUAAGUUCAGCAUUCUUUACUAAGUAGAAGGACAGUUUCUAUCAAGCAGCCUUCUAAUUUGUCAGUUACUUUGGAUACGAUGCCUAUCCAGCCCCCUGGUCUGCUCACUUUGAUUUACUUAUUGCCCCUCUCCCUAGCACUCUCUCUGUGUUGAUCUUCCAAUACUGCCACCAAGUCCCAUUUCCCUGGUUUGCCAUUGCAAGUCGCUGGCUUUCUCCUUUCUGCAUUACAGCUGCUUCAUCUCUCUAGGGGCUCCUUUGGGUGUGCUUUCUCUCUCUCCUAGCUUUAGUUAGAGAUAAUAAGGUUAGAGAUGCAAGGUGGAACUUAAGAGCACAAGAGUGACAGCCACGGCAAAGGGACAGAAAGACAUAACCGCGUUUAAGGCAACUUCUUACUGUUCAUCUGUCUCGAGGGACAAUGGAGUGCGCCUCCUGGGGUGAAAUCAAACAGCUGGAGAGUCACAGUAGUCGCUGUGGCUGCAGAGACCAAUAACUUGUAACUGCUGCCUCCUGCAUUGUUUUUGCUGCGUUAUCAGCACCAAAGUGGCCUCUCUAAGGUGCAAGCCUGGUCAGCGUGUAUGGCGUUCAUGGGCUGCUUAGAUUAGUGUUUCCCAACCUUUUCCCAACCAUGGCCCCCUUCUGAACUUGUUUCCUUCCUGUGCCCCCCAUGGACACAAUACAAAUCUGAGGUUCUGCCCCAUUAACAAAAGCCUGCCCCCGACAAAAAUCCUGGCUACGCCCAUGCCCCCCUUGUCCUACUGGUAGAAAGGUAGCUAUUUAAAUGUUUUGUUUGUAAACAGUUAUUUGACACAAAGGGGGAAACCUACAUAUACAGUCCAAAAGGUGCACAGGGAGUUCUGUAUAAAGUGGAACCUCGUGUUACGUACCGUCCCCCAACAAAUGCUUUGGGUUACGCACUCCGCUAACCCGGAAGUAGGUGCUCCCGGUUGCAACUUUUGCCCUGGGAUGCGAGCGGAAGUCGUGCUCCGGCGGCGCGGCAGCAGUGGGAGGCACCAUUAGCGAAAGCGCGCGUCAUGUUAUGAGCUGUUUCCGGUUACGAACAGAUUAAUCCGGAACGGAUUAAGUACGUAACACGAGGUACCACUGUAUAUGGGAGAAAUUUUAAAAACAAGUGGUCCUCACUGACCUGGUGCAAAAAGAUCUUAUCAAGCAGCUCUGGCUUGUCCAGCCCUACCCAUUGUUGCCCCACCACCGCACUUACCUGACCCGGGGGUUCUGGAUCGUGGGCUCUACUUGUCAAAACGGGAGUCUCGGUGAUCGCCCUCUCCUGCCGGAAACAAACCAGGACUGCUCCAAGAAAACACACAUGGCAAAAAGGAGCGCUAGGACCCGGUGGGCCGCCCCCUUACUCGCUUGUGAUAGGCCAAGCGGUGCUGGAGAAAGCCAAAAGGUUUGCAGUCAGGAUUUUUUUAAAAAACAAAAUUGAUUUCUCCCUUCUCACUUCCCUCUGUGGCCCCCUAGCCUCCAUUUAUGCAAUUUUCACCUAUGCCCCCCUUGGAACAUCCUGGAGCCCCCAGGGGGCCAUAUGCUCCCCCAUUGGGAAACACUGGCCUAGAUAACAAGACACUUCACUGAUGUGGUCCAAAGGAAAGCAGACCAAUACAUUUGGCACCAGCUUGGCUGCAGGAGUUGGUGGAAAGAGGUGUACAAGAUACCACCCUCAGGUUUUACUUCUGAAGCUUUUCUCACAAUUGAGUACAGCCACAAGGCAGUGUAGGCUUUACGAUCAGAGUUUUCCUUCUCUAAGAUGGUGUACCUGCCUGAUUGACAAACCCCAUCUGCCCCUCACUUCCCUCUACAGCAUGCGCAGAAACUGCCUUCUUGACCAUUUGGACCUGCAUUUGGUCUCGUCCGCUCAAUCCGCCAGAGCCUGUCUUUUCAUGCAGGGAAAGUCCUUAACUCACUGAGGGUUUGAGCCAGCUACCCUCACCUGGUUUAGCUGGCCAGUCAAAGCCGUUUCCUGGGAUGUGGCUGCUGUCACGUGCUGACAGCUUCUAGGAGCCACAGGUGAGAGCUGAGUUCAGGGUGAGGACCAAAGGUGGACAAACUACCCCAGAACGAGCAUGAUGUGCCCCCCCCACCAGAGUUACCACCUCUCCCCUAACACCCCUUACACCCCAGCUGCUUAUAAUAUUGUGUAUAUAUAUCACAGUGCACACAAAGGAGAUAGACAGAAACACACAAACAUCAGUUUGGCAGUGAUUCCAUCAACCACAUUUCUUCAGAGGAUAAAGCAGAUCUCUCCUAACAGAAUUGUUUUUAGCCACAAUCUAAACAUUUUCACUUAACCUUAAUUUAUUGGUAGAAGCUAAAUUAGUUUCUAAAAAUGAAAAGAGCUUAAGUCUGUCUCUGCGCAACAUUUUUCUGUAAACCUUCCGCUUGAAUCCUAGAGAGAAUUACUGUCCUGUCAAAGGUAAUUUUUUCUGAGAUAAAAUUUCAUAGAAGCAGAAAAUGGUAAUUGGUGUAUAAUGCCUUUUUCAUGUAUUCAUUAUAAUCUCUAGAAUUGAUUUUUUUUCUGCUCCUUUUCUAGUACAUCUGGCCUCUGGGACAUCGUAAUGUAUGCACAAGUCCAAAAACUUGGCAGCGAGUGUCCUUACUCAUUCAAACUGUAAUAUUAUUCUAGUCUUGUUCAAUUUGCUUGGUUUCUCUCUCUCUCUCUUGUUUAGUUUUUUUUUUUUUUUUAAGCCAUAUGCCACACAUUAUCUGCUUGGGCAUCAAAGUACACUUUCUACAUCCCAAAGUGCUGCUUUAGCACUUUGUGAGUUUGUGCUGACGUGUAGCUGAUCGGCAGCCUUACUGACUUGCUGUUAUUUCAAUAACCUUGUGUAUCACUUGACUUUCAACACCCGGACAAUAGAUUGGUUUCCAUCGCUCUUUAUUUCAAUACUUUUUUCAGGGGAGAAAGAGAGACAUAUUUAGUUUAAUGAUGCCGGUGGUCUGAGAAUUGUGAGGUACCAUACCAGUGGGAACAUUAGAGCAAAGCCUUUAUGAAUAAGUGGCUAGAGGAACAUGUACAGUUGGUGCUGGAGAAAGCCAAAAGGUUUGCUGUUAAGCUAUUCAGUCUUCUGCCGUUAGUGAGUAAAGAUCAUGUUGAUGAGCCCUCAGCCCUGCCGUGGUGACAGAUCUACAUGGCUUUCCUGCUUCUGUCUUGAAUUGCUGGCAGGCAAAGGAAGCCUGGAAGAAAGCUCCAUUUAAUAUGGGACUCCAUUAUGGAGAAAGAAACUGAGCUCUGUGCUGUGUCUCUUAAGUUCUGCACAGCAUUGUGGAAACUGAGGAUUGUAUAGAUGCCUUUGCAGUCUCACAGUACCCCUAUUGAAAUAGACUGUUAAGAGGGUGGCUUCACAAUAUAAGUUUUUAAAGCAUAAUGUGUGUGUGAAACAGAUGCAUAUUUUCAGUCACAUCAGGAUCCCACGAUGUGUGCAUUUCUUGCUAUAUAAUGUAAAGGUGGCCUGACACAUGAAAUAAUUGCAUCUGAUCCCUAGUACAGUCGUACCCUGGUUUUCAAUCACCUUGGGAGUCGAAUGUUUUGGCUCCCAAACGAUUGAAAACCAGAAGUGAUUGUUCCGGUUUUCAAAUGUUCUUUGGAAGCCGAACGUCCAACGUGACUUCCUGCAGCCAGUUGAAAGCUGUGCCUUGGUUUCUGAAUGUUUUAGAAGUCAAACGGACUUUCGGAACAGAUUCCGUUCGACUUCCAAGGCACCACUGUAAUUUUUUGAUAUUAUAAUAUAAAACAACAACCCAUCAACUUUCUGCGAAGAACCCACAGAGAUAAAGAAAUGACAAUUCUGGGAACUGAAUUUGUGUGUGCAUGCAUAUAGAACUGUGAUUUACCUCUUUUAAAACAAGGUUUUUCUUUUUCCCUUUUGAAAUUGUCUUAAUAAGAUUCAAAGUGGAGAAUAAAGAUAUCUUUGGAAUGGCUGUGUUUUAUUCAGCUAAGUCGUACUCAGAGUAGACACAUAGAAAUCAAUGGACCUCAGUUGGUCAUGUCCAUGAACUUUAAUGAGUCAACCUUGAAUGACAUACCUUCAAAGUGCUCCCACAGGAACCCCGCCCCACCAAACCACUUUCUCCAAGGCUUUCUUUUUUAAAAAAAGUUUUUAUUUAUACUUUUCAAAUUUAUACAUUUCAUUAGUUUUACAAUCAAUUUAACAUUUCAGCGUUUGACUUCCUUCCCCCUCUUUCUGCAGUUCCUUAAAUUUAUUUUUUAAUCUCUUCCGCAUAUCCAAAUUCAUUUAAUUUGCUCAUUUAAUUAUCUACUUUAAAUAUAUACUCUUAUGAGACUGCAGGUUAUUACAAUAAUCCUGCUACUGUUCUUACCUGUUUGCAAUUUAUCUGUAAGUAUUCAACAAACCAUUUCUAUUCUUUUAUAAAAAGUUUGUUUUCUUGAUUUCUGUUUUCUUGAUUUCUUAUUUUCCGGUAAGUUCCACGAUUUCUGCAUAUUCCAUAAGUUUUUGUAUCCAUUCUUCCUUUCCUGGGACUUCUGCUUCUUUCCACUUUUGGGUGAGUAACAUUCUUGCUGCUGUAGUAGCAUACAUAAAUAAGUUUCUAUACAAUUUAGGUAGCUCUGUCCCUAUAAUUCCCAAAAGAAAAGUACUGGCUUGUUGUUUUUUGACAAAAGUUAUUUUGAACAUCCUUUUCAUUUCAUUGUACUGUAUAUCAUUUCUCAGUAAGCUUUCUCCAAGGCUUUCUUAAUCACUGGAGGAAUAUGAAGUUAGUUCCCCAUCAUCUGGAACUUCUCCAGGUUUUUGUGGCCAGGGUUCAAAAUCCAAGGUGGAGGACUUUAUUUGGGAAGGACCAGGAAACUAGUAAGAUGCCUCCUGAGAGCCACUGCUGGAGAGCUUAGCCUCUGAAGGUUCUUAGUCCAGGACCACAGCAAUGACACAAACAGUAUUUGUUUAAAGGAUUUUAAACAACGUCAUUUGUUUAGCAUUGUCCCCAGUAACAUUGCCAGCUAUUUUUAAAACAUUUGUUUCCUUGUUUGUGCCAAAUAUGUUCUUCCUGGGCAGCCUUAGCUGUGCUGAUCUGUUAAAGUUUUAAUGUUGUUAUUAAUGUUUUAUUUCUCUUUCUGUCAAAAUUAACUUCUGCUUCAUUUCUGUAAAACCUAACCAUUCACCGGCCUACAACUGUCAGCUCACUUUCGAUAAAAAGCAAUUCCUCUCAAAUUCCUGGCUUUGGCUGUUGUCAGGCUUCUAACAGCAUUUGCUUCUUUUACAAAUCCCUCUCUGAACUUUUCAAAGAUAGAUAGCUCAUCAGUUUCUGGAGGUCAUUGGCCCAACUGUAGGAUGCGGUAGAAAUCCAUCACUCUUGUAUCUCAGAAUGGGUGAGAUGUAUUUUGUUCCUAGCUAAAGGGAAAGUAUCCUUUCUUCCUUGCUUUUUUUGCAGGCCCUCACAAAUCAAAGUUGCUUUCCUUCAACAUGUUAGCCAAGCUGAUUUAGGACUUCAUCUCCACUUUCUCAUUCUUCCUGCAAACUGCUUGCAUAAGACUUUACCUGUAGUCAUUCCUCGCUGAUUUAUUCCCCAGUUCACCACUGCUGACAAUGUGGAGCGGAGUCAAGGGCUCCCAAAAUUGGUUGGUGUUGUUGAUUGAAAGGCUUUGAUCUCCGUGAGCCAGUGUAUCCUAUCCUAGUUCUCUCAUCUCUCUCUGCUGGCAGGUUUUCUUUUCUUCCGUAGAUAAUCUAUGAGUCAAGGUCUGAUUUUUUGGGUGUGUAUUUGUGUGUGUGUGUGUGUUUCAUUAAAAACAUUGUUACAGGAUAUUUAUACUAGUCCCUCUGAUUUCCACAUCAUCAGAAAGAUCAACCCUCUCUCAGUGCUACUUUAAUUAACACACCGCCAUAUGAUCUAGAAAAUCCACCAUCCCAAAAUGGUGUACACCCCCUCAGGCAUUGGCAUCUGUCUGCUCUGCAUCUUCUACAAUCAUGAGCAGGGUGGAUAAAAAUCAAUGUUUUUUUUUUUAAAAAAAAUUUAAAAAUAGGAUUUUUUAAAAUUUAAAUUGGAUUUUUUUAAAUUUAAAAUGGAUUUUUAAAAUAAAAUGCUUUUGGAGGAAAAAUAUUUCUAAAGGUAGUUUUCUGUUUUAAGUUACAUUAUAGUCCAAAAGCUAGUCAUCAGGAAAUAAGGAUUUGUUUUAAGUUUUUCAUGUGUGCUAAAACUCAAAGGUUUUUUUAAAAAAUUGUUUAACCAAAUCAGUUAACAAACAUGGAUACAUAUGCUAUAAUGUUAUUGUUUUAGUUAAAUAAAUUGUUUAAAUUGUUAUUAAGGAAAUGAUUCUUUUUCUCCUUCCAGUAAAGCACAGCAGAAAAGUUGUCCAAAUAUAAACAGUUAACUUAUUAAAUCUCAUGAUAAUUUCAUAAUUAUCUGUCUAUGUAUUUCUAAUAGUAUAACCAAAUCAGUAAUUUUUGAUAUAACUGUAAAAACUACUCUGAAAAUUUAUUAUUCCAAAAAUGAAACCGUCUACUGGUUGUAAAUAUUAAGAUUAUACCAGCAAGAAUGAGUCUUUCUGUAAAAAAGAAAAGAAAAAAAGAUUUAAAUCAAGUCUUACUGACUAGUGAUUUAAAUCGAUUUGAUUUAAAUCAAAUCCACCCUGAUCAUGAGCUUUCUUUUGAGUCAACUUUCUGCUCAUCACCUGCUCUUCCUUCCUGCCAGCCCUUGGAGUCAGCCACUUUCUCCCAGUGCUGGGGGAGGCCAUUAAUUUUGUUUGGAGUUCUGGCAGCUUUCAGUGGAGACAAGGAGCGAAGUGGGAGUCUUGGCCAGUCCAUGGGUAGUAAGCCAUAAAAUGAGACCUUGUACGGGAGAGUAGAGAGAAAGAGAGAACAUCAGCCCAGCUCACUCCUGCCCUACCUGUUCUGCCUUAUUUAAUUCAAAAAGGCAGCGGCGUCGAGCAGUAAUGGAGAACCAGCUCUUGUCUUUGCUGAGGUCUGAAUGCGAAAUUCUUAGAAUACAUAGCUGAGUUUGCUUGGAUCACAGAACUAGUUUUAAAUAGGGUAAUUGUUACAACAAGAGUGCAUUCUGUACUCCACUUUGUUCAUAUCGAAUCCACCUUUGCACUGCUUUCCAUGACAGCCUUGAUGGAAAAGGUACCAUGUACCAUCACAGCUGUGGCUUAUUAUAAAUCUCAAGAUAAUGGUGUUGCAAGGGCACAGAGUAAGUUAUUAAAUGAAGAUCAAUCAACCACAGUGUUUCUGGCAAGUUUCUAUUAGAAAAUUGAUUUUUAAAACAUUCUGUUACUUAGUUAAGAAAAAUGUGUUGCCGAGGAGAAGCUUAGAUUUUUCUUUCAAUGCUCCGCCACCUAUAAAUUAUCAAAAUUGCAAGCCAUCUCAGCAUAACGCUUUGCUUGUGAUUCAUGACACUAGAUUUCAUACCUAGCAAAACAGUUUUGAGAUGCUUCAAUCUUGCCGAUGAUCUUCAUCUCGCACAUUACCAGUCUCAAGAGUUUGUCUUCAUCGACUUCCUCAAGCAACAUUUACUAGCCUUCACAUACUGCAUUAUGAUGCCCUUUAUGCACCGUGGUUGCAAUCCAUCAGUCAAUGCCUCUUAUGCAACCACCAUUUAUUUCAAUGCGGGUUUCACCUAAGCUGUGCUGCGGGGUUUGGUAGGUUUUACGCCUUGUAUGUGCACAAUGACAUAGUUUCAAUGUGUUGACCAGACCGUGAUUUGGCUGUUGUGAAUGGACUAUAUUCUGUCCUUCCAAUAAUAAUAAUAAUAAUAAUAAUAAUAAUAAUAAUACCUUUAUUGUCAUUGUACACAGGGUGUACAAUUAAUUAAAUUAAAUGAGCCUCCCUCCCUUUACAUACUCAAGAUUCCCUUCCUGGUCUGUGGUAACUAUAUUAUUUUAUUUAUUAAUUGCAUUCAACGAGCUCAAGGUGGUGUACAUUGUUCACCCCCUCCACUUUUAACCCCACAACAACCCUGUGGGGUAGGCUAGGCUGAGAGGCCCAAGGUCACCUGGUGAAAUUCAUGGCUAAUUUGGGGAUUUGAACUCCCCAUUUGAACAGGUCAGAGUCUAUUAAAUUGGCAAGAGGCAGUCCUUAAUUUCAGUGGGUCUGCUCUUACAGUAGUUAAGCUUGGUUGGAUACCAUCCAUACUGAUAGUACCUGGAAAAAAUAAGGAAACUUUCAAGUUUAGGGUCGUUUUAUUUUUUUAAUUUUCAUUUACGAAUACGAUUUAAGUUAACUGUGUGCUUACCUACUACAUUAGUUACGAAGAUUCUUUGUAACGUUUGCCAGUUUCCUUCAGAUAGUUGCAUCAGAUUUCUUCCACUCUUGCUCGUUUUGAAGUCAGGUGAUCCUGGGCUUUCAUGUAUGAAAUUUUGAGAAAUUUCAUUGCAGUGGGUCAGAUCAACAUAUUAUAGUGGCAGCACAUCACUGGGCCAACCUGACCUUGUUAUGACUUCCACCACAUAUAGUGUAACUAAGACAGAAUGGGGGGGGCAGCAUAUUUAGACAAAUUAAUAUUGAGAAAGACGGAAGGCUACCUUAUAAUUGCUUAGACAGCCUUUCUCAACCUGUGGGUCCCCAGAUGUUGUUGGACUACAACUCCCAUCACCCCUAGCUAGCAAGGCCAGAGCUCAGGGAUGAUGGGAGUUGUAGUCCAACAACAUCUCGGGACCCAUAGGUUGAGAACCACUGUCUUAGACCAUUGCUUCAUUUUAACAUUGUCUGUAGUGGCUCUACAGAGUUUCAGAUUGUGGUGUCUCUCAUCCAUUGCCUGAAGAUACUGCAGAAUAAGCUUAUGCACUGCUGCGGCCUUUUACCAGGAUACUUGAGCUAUCCGGUAGGAUUAUCAUACUUUUUUGAAACUCAGAAGGUGGGAAAGUAGAGAUGCGAGAGUGUGCACAUAAAGGACUAUUUGCAUUCUUACCCUAGAUGAAGAAGCUGACUCUGGAGAUGGAAAGAUUAUGUUUAGGAAACCUCCUAAGCGUUCAUCAGAAGAGAAGUACUCCGGUUUGACGGCCACAUCAAGUAAGAAGAGAAAAGAGACAAAGAGGAUUUCUCCAACCUCCCAAAAUACAACCAAGCAAGUAAAAAAUAGCAGCUUGCUUUCGUUUGAUGAAGACGAGAGUGAUGAUUAGGAGCAGAUUUGGAUAGACAUACAGUUUUUCCUCACAGGCAGAAAGUUGAGCUGAGCGCACCAUGGAAACAGACACGGAAUGGGACUUUUAAUUUUAUUUGAAUGCUCAUCUAUAGUCAUGAAAGAUCUUUGAACAAAACCAUGGAAAAAAAUGAAAUCCGUACAAGUUUAAUAUUCCACAUAAUGGAAUCUUUAUUGGUGCACAUAUAAAUUUUCAGAGAGAUUUAUCUGCCAGCCAGUCCCCUUAUUUUGUUUCCACAAGAAUUUAGUGUCAAAAGAUGGCAUCUGUAUGUGCAUAUUUACUCAAUUACACCUGAUUACCCAAACGGAAGAAUGUAAGGUCUGUUUACUGUGGACUAAAAAUGUAUAAUGUUGCUUUGGCAAAGCUGUCUGUCGUAUCUCAAAGGACCGAAAGAAUUGCUGGGAUUCUGAUCACACUGGGCAUAUUGAUUUCAAAAGAAGAAACCCUGCCGCAGAGUGUCCUUUAGUGGAAAAAUAUUUGGAAGUUCAGUGUGUUCUGUAACCAGGAAUGGAUUGUGUGUUGCUACAAAACAUGUAGCAGGAUUAACAAUGUAAAGCUUCAUCAAGGAGCUGGUCUGAUGUUGCUGGGUGCAACAGCUGUUUUUAGUAUAGCUGAUAUUUUAAUGCCAUGAUUAAAUGGCUGCGUGAAAUUAUUUUCUGUGAUUCAGUUUUUACCCACUGUUCUUGAGAGAAUAAAACUCUUUCUCCCCAGGCUAUAACUUAAACUUUCUUAGCGGUAUUUUCCCCCAAAUUAUAAAUGAUUAUCCUUUAAUCUAGAAGGUAACAGAGGCUCCAAACAUAUGGAGACUGAAAAGACCCCAAUGAAUGGAUUAUCCAGUCUCACUCUGAGUCUUAAGAAAGGAUAUCCUGUUUCUAAAGCAUUCGGGACAGAUGCUUAGGUCCAGCCCACUUCUUUCUUCUAUGACCUCACAUCAUCUCUGAUAACUAAGAGUACAAACUAUGGUUAUGCCAUUGAGUUUCACUUCCUCCUUCCCCACGUGUCUUAGUGACAGCAGUUAAGCAUAGCAUCCUUUCCCCUUGGAGCAGACUGUGAAGCUACUCAGCAUGUGCAAAUGUCCCAUGUGGAGAGGCAACACAACGUCUUCCUCAAUUUAUUUCAGUAAUCCAGAGAAGGGGACAUCACCCAGUUACAGAGUUAAGGACAUUCAGCAGGCUUAUGCCGACUAUGGUAUUCAGAAAAAUAUCUAUGGCAGGCAUCUUCCCAUAUGGGAUUUGUGGGUGCAUAUAUCUGCAUGUAGUCAGCACCACAUACCACUGGAAGUUCCUAGAUUCAUAAGAGAGGAGGUGCAGAAUUAUCAUCAUUGGUGCCUAUCUAGCCAUGGCCACUGUGGUGAUACAUCACUGCAGCAGCUGAAUGGCUGGUGGUAGCAACUGCCUUUACUUUCCUUCCUGAUAUCCCAGGACUACAGCAACACAUAAUAUCGCCAUGUGCAAACCCUCCCCCUGACAAUGUGACACAUUCUCACACAUUUGGUACAAUAGAGUAUGGUGAAGAGGAGACUUUCUGUGCCCGGAUGUCCUCUGGACAGAAAGACUGACUGAUUUCUUGGAUAGUUUAUGAACCAAAGAGUAGCUCCAUCUUUCUGCAGAUCAGUUUGUGUAUUGGAAUGCAUCUCCCUGAUACAUUCCCAAGAUACAGUGGUACCUCGGUUUUCGAGUGUCUUGGAAGCUGAAUGUUUCGGUUUUUGAACGCCAGAAACCUGGAAGCAAUUGCUGCCGUUUUUGAACGUGUCUCGGAAGUUGGACGUGUUUUUCUAUUUUUCCAAUUGAACUUGCAGCCAGCCCUUUGCUCCUCGGUUUUUUGAACGUUUCAGAAGUUGAAUGGUCUUCUGGAAAGGAUUACAUUCAAGAACCUGAAGUACCACUGUACCACAAUUACAGAAACUGCUAAUGCAGACAGACAGACAGACAGACAGAUAAAUAAAUAAAUAAAUAGUUUAUAUGAACUUCCCUUGCAUUUGGCUAAAGUGGAGCUUAUGUAUACACACACUUCCUGGUUGGUUCCACUGCCAUUUCCCCUUUUCAGCAGGGUUGAAAGUAAUAAGGAUACAGCAAUAAGGGGCAGUUGAUGGAGCAGAAGCUUUGGUCUAAAAGAAGGUCUGGCCUGCAGGUUGUGGUAAGAGACCGGGCCUGGAUUUGAGAGAGAUGGAAGAUGGCAUGCUGAAAGGAGGGAAGAACUUUAAGGAUGGAAGAGUUCUAUUAGAGAGAAAACAGAUUAGAUUCAGGCUGAAGAAGUGGGUGGGGUUAUUUGGAGUGGGAUGAAACUCAUCCGUAACACAAAAGCACACACUGAAGUUGCUGAACUACAACUCCCACCAUCCCAGACCAUUGGCUAUACUGACUGGGGCUGAUGGUAACUGGGUUCCAAGAACAUCCAUAGACUCCAUACUGCUAUAGUAAGCCUAAACAGGAAUUCACAAUGUGCGGGUGGGUUAUAUGCAUGAUUGUGGACUUCUGUUGCUAAACUAAAAGGAAAACUAAUGUGCACUUCCAGAAAAAGAAAAAGGGCAAUGAGAAUUCUGUGUUUCUGGGAUGUGACUGUAUUAAAUAUUGUUUAUGCUGAUCACCGUAGUGUAUAGCUGUUUGCCUGCUUAACCAAUGAAUAAAUGUACUCUCCAAGGAACUGGAAGUGCGCCAGAAAUCCUCUGGACUCUGUUUUCU
This is a messenger RNA of Podarcis lilfordi (Lilford's wall lizard), 17462 nucleotides long. The record is from the annotation of a GenBank genome assembly. Lineage: Eukaryota; Metazoa; Chordata; Lepidosauria; Squamata; Lacertidae.